CUUGUCCCCCCCUCACAGCCGACGCCGGGCCGGAGAGAUGGAGCAUCCCCGAAUGCCAACGUGCCCCCGGAGGGGGGGUCCUUCCCCUGGGUGGGCCCCAAGACGGUGGUGCUGCGGAAGAGCUCCCAGGGGGGGUUCGGCUUCACCCUCCGCCACUUCAUCGUGUACCCCCCGGAGUCGGCCGUGCACUCGGCCAAGGAGGAGGAGAAUGGGAACCGAGCAGGUCCCCCCCGGACCCGCCUGGAGCCCAUGGACACCAUCUUCGUGAAGAACGUGCGGGAGGACGGGCCGGCCCACCAGGCCGGGCUGCGCACGGGUGACCGGCUGGUCAAGGUGAACGGGGAGAGCAUCAUCGGGAAAACCUACUCACAGGUCAUCGCGCUGAUCCAGAACAGUGACGAUGUGCUGGAGCUUUCCAUCAUGCCCAAGGAUGAGGACAUCCUCCAGCUGGCAUAUUCCCAGGACGCCUACCUGAAGGGCAACGAGCCGUACUCCGGCGGGGCGCAGAGCAUCCCCGAGCCCCCUCCCAUCUGCUACCCACGGAAGACGUACCCCUUCCAGGCACGGGGUGCCGAGCCCCCCCCGGGGCAGCCGCCGGACCCCCGCGCCCACCACCCCUCUGCCACGGGGCCCCGGAGCGACGCCGGCGGCAGCCCCGCACACCGCCCCGAGGACCCGCAGCCCGGGGGUCCCCCCCCGCGCCCCCACGGGCACCCCGGCUCCUUCUCCCGCCCCGGCUGCCCCGGCAGCGCCGCACCCUCCGUGCCCGACCGCUACGGGAUGUCCCCCGCGGCCCCCAAGCACCUCCCGGAGCACCGGACUCACUGCGGCUUCCAGGAGGCCGUCGGGGGGCUGUCGGGGGCCGGGCGGCCCCCCCAGCACGUUCCCGGGCGCCAGGAGUGCCAGCAGGCUCUGUCGCGCUGGUUCUGCAGCCGGGAGCCGCGGCGCAGCGCCUCGGAGGAGCGCCGGCACGCCCUGCCCCGCUACCGCAGCGCGUCCCACGACCGCCUGGGGGGCCCGGCGGGCGCGGCCCACCGGGGGUGGCCCCACAGCGCCUCGCACGACACCCUCCUGCAGCCCACCCGCGAGGGCUGGGCCCCCCGCGCCCGCUCCGACCACGCCCUGGGCAGGUACGGGCGCUCCAUGGAGGCGCUGGAGCCCCGGGCGCUGCUCCCGCCGCACCUCGACCGCUCGGCGUGGCCGCCCGAGAGGCUCUGCCGGGCCGCUCCAAGCGCCGGGCAGCCCGUCCCGCACGGCUCCUUCGCGCCCGCCUCCUCCUCCUCAUCCUCCUCCUCGCGAGAGCCGCCAGCGCCGCCGCCGCCGGUGCAGAAACACCCGUCGCAGCCCAACCUGCAGAGCGUGGACGACUCGGGGUACAUCGGCUACCGCAGCUACAGCCCGUCCUUCCAGCGCCGCACGGGGCUGCUGCACGCCCUGUCCUUCCGCGACCCGGCCUUCGGGGGGCUGCCCACCUUCAGCAUCGCCCAGCGGGCGCUCACGGACAGCAUGGUCACCCCCGUGCCACCGCUGCCCGCCCCCGCCGCGCCCCGGGAGCAGCGGCCGGAGGGCGGCCGGGCGGCCGAGCAGCCCGAGGAGCGCAGGGAGGAGGUGGUCCUGCGGCAGAAGCCGCCCACGGGGCGCAAGGUGCCGGUGCCGCUGCGGCAGAUGAACUUUGUCUUCCCCGAGGGGGUGAAGGAGACGGACAUUUGCGAGCCCUCGGCCCCCGGGGGCAAAGGGGAGAGGCCGGUGGCCGAGCGGCCGGGCCGGCGCAUGGCUCCCUUGGCAGCCCCCGAGGACUCCUUGGCGUCCAUCCCCUUCAUUGACGAACCCACCAGCCCCAGCAUCGACCUGAAGGCCAAGCACAUCCCGGCCUCCUCGGUGGUCUCCAGCGCCAUGAACUCAGCGCCUGCCGUCGCCACCAGCCCCUCGUCACCCACCUUUGCCUUCGCCCUGUCCCGGCACUAUUCCCAGGACUGCAGCAGCAUCAAGGCCGGCCGCCGCUCGUCCUACCUCCUGGCCAUCACCACCGAGCGCUCCAAGUCCUGCGACGACGGUCUGAACGCAUUUCGGGACGAGGCCAAGAUCCUAAGGAGGAUGCCCAGCCGGGUCCCCAGCCUCCGCAUGCUCAGGAGCUUCUUCACCGACGGGUCCCUGGACAGCCUCGGCGCGUCCGAAGACGCCCGUUCCAAAAGGCACUCGACCUCCGACCUCUCGGACGUGCCGUUCAGCGCCGUGAGGAAGGAGGGCUGGCUCCACUGCAAGCAGAUCCUCACCAAAAAGGGGAAGAAGGUCGGUGGAGGUAUCCGGCAGUGGAAGCGCGUGUUCGCCGUGCUGCGCACCCACUCGCUGUACCUGUGCAAGGACAGGCGGGAGGCGGUGACCUGCGCCCCGGCCCCAGGUGAGGAGGAGCCGCCGAUCAGCAUCCAAGCGUGCCUGGUGGACAUCUCCUACAGCGAGACCAAGAGGAAGCACGUCUUCCGCCUGACGACCGCUGACUUCUGUGAAUAUCUCUUUCAGGCAGAGGAUCGGGAAGACAUGCUGGCCUGGAUCAAAGUCAUCAGGGAGAACAGCAAGGCUGAGGGCGAGGACCCCGGUUUUGCCAGCCAAGCACUUAUCAACAAGAAGUUAAACGACUACCGGAAAGUGAGCCCCGCGGGCACCAAGCCCGACUCCUCCUCACCCAAGGGCCCUCGCGGGCUGGGGAUCCGAGCGGAGUUCCUGAAGCAGACGGGAACCAGCGCGCCCCGGUCCCCCCGGCAGGAUGCGGCCGUCACGAAAGAUGAGAGCAGCUCCCAGAAAGCCCCGUGGGGCAUCAACAUCAUGAAGAAGAACAAGAAGUCUGCCCCGCGCGCCUUCGGCGUGAGGCUGGAGGAGUGCCAGCCUGCCCCGGACAACAAGAACGUGCCCCUGAUCGUGGAAGCCUGCUGCAAGGUGGUGGAGGACCGGGGGCUGGAGUACAUGGGGAUCUACCGUGUGCCCGGGAACAACGCGGUGGUGUCCAGCCUGCAGGAGCAGCUCAACAAGGGAGCCACUGAGAUCAACCUGCAGGACGAGCGAUGGCAGGACCUGAACGUCAUCAGCAGCCUGUUGAAAUCCUUCUUCCGGAAGCUUCCCGAGCCCCUGUUCACAGAUGAUAAAUACAACGACUUUAUUGAAGCCAACCGGAUAGAAGACGCCAGCGAGAGGAUGAGGACGCUGCGGAAGCUGAUCCGGGACCUGCCAGGUCACUACUACGAGACGCUCAAGUUCCUGGUGGGUCACCUGAAAACCAUCGCUGACCACUCGGAGAAGAACAAGAUGGAGCCCCGAAACCUGGCGCUGGUGUUCGGCCCCACGCUGGUCCGGACGUCCGAGGACAACAUGACCGACAUGGUGACGCACAUGCCCGACCGCUACAAGAUCGUGGAGACCCUCAUCCAGCACUCAGACUGGUUCUUCAGUGACAAGGAGGACAAGGGCGAGAAGACCCCCGUGGAUGAGAAGGAGGCUCAGUCCGUGCCCAACAUCGAGUACCUGCUCCCCAACAUCGGCAGGACGGCGGCGCCCGGCGAUGCCGCAGGCUCGACCCGCAGCGGCUCCGCCAAACCGAAGGGCACGUGGCCGUCUCGCAAGGCGCCGCCGCACCGGGAGCUCCUCGCCAUCCCCUUCGUCUCGGCCGCCGCCCGCAAGAGGAAGAAGAGGAGAGAGGCCGAGGGCGUCGGCAGCAGCAGCACCGACGACGACGCGGAGCGCAGGGACGCGCCGGGCCGGGACCAGGAGCGCCGGGGCACCGCGGCCGCCCCGCCGGGACCCGGCAAAACCCCCCGCGGGACCGGCCCCGAGCCGGCCAGGGCGGAGCGGGAGAGCUCCACGGAUCCCGCGGCGGGAUCCGGCUCCGAGCCGGCGCCGGACGCCCGCUCCAUCGUGUCCGGCUACUCCACGCUGUCCACCAUGGACCGCAGCCUGUGCUCCGAGGUGCAGUCGGUGGCCGGGAGCCGCGGGGAGGAGGCGGACGACGAGCGCAGCGAGCUCAGCCACAUGGAGACGGACACGGAGAGCCGGGAGGGCGCCCGAGCCCGGCCGGGGCAGCCCGGGGGGGCCGGCGGUGAUGAGGACAAGGGUCUCCUGGGCCGCCCCUCCUUCAACUCCCACCGCCUGAUCCAGUGUGACACGCUGGCCCGCAGGAAGCUGGGCCGGCCGCGCCCCGCCGGGGAUCCCCCCGCGCCCGCCGGGGAGGAGGAGCAGGGCUGGGCCCCCCCCGGGAGACCCUCGCUGCGGGAGCAGCUCCGGCAGCACCUGCGGGGCUCCGCCGACGACAUGGGGGUGCUGGGGGUGCGGCUGCGCCGAGCCCACUCCCCCGAGACCCGCCGCAAGAAGAGCAGCUGGCGCCGGCACACCGUGGUGGUGCCCGGCGGCCUCAAAGACCUCAACUUCAACGAGUGGAAGGAGCCGCGGGGGCUGGAGGGACCCCCGGGCCCCCCCUGCCACGACAAGGACUCGGGGCUCAGCAGCCUGGAGUCCACCAAAGCCCGGCCCCCGGCCCCCGCCCCGGCACAGCCCGGCACCGCCAGAGAGGGGACGGGCACCAAGAGCCCCCCGGGCAGCCCCGGCCCCCCGGCCCCCCUGCGCUUCCCCCAGUGUCUCUGACCCCCCCCCGGUCCCUCCCCCAGCCAGUGUUUAAUUUAAGGACUCGCCCUUGUUCUCGUAUUUAAUUGUGCUCUGGACGAGCUGCUGUUG
This is a messenger RNA of Neopelma chrysocephalum (saffron-crested tyrant-manakin), 4716 nucleotides long. RefSeq names its product Rho GTPase activating protein 23 (gene ARHGAP23). The transcript has 23 exons. Gene Ontology annotation, molecular function: protein binding. NCBI's taxonomy places the organism in Eukaryota, Metazoa, Chordata, Aves, Passeriformes, Pipridae. The record is from RefSeq and is a predicted model, not a curated record. Bases 250 to 4626 code for a protein of 1458 amino acids. Gene Ontology annotation, biological process: signal transduction.